Messenger RNA from Mya arenaria, 864 nucleotides. RefSeq lists its product as uncharacterized. The record is from RefSeq and is a predicted model, not a curated record. The transcript has 2 exons. The coding region runs from base 1 to 864 and encodes 287 amino acids. NCBI's taxonomy places the organism in Eukaryota, Metazoa, Mollusca, Bivalvia, Myida, Myidae.
AUGGCGGAAGGCGGCAGAGAACCCACAAACAAAGACCUGCUAGACUGUAUGAGGGCGAUGGGCGAUAAAUUAACAGUCAUGGAAAAUAAAUUGAAUAAAAUUGAAACCCUUGAACUUAAGGUUACGGACUUUGAAAGGGAGUUAAGAAAAAUAUGGAUAGCACUCAAGGACCGUGUCAAGCGUACAGACGAACGCGUGAACAAGCUCGAGGACAAGGUUGAGUCGGUUGACGUUGAGGCGGGGAUUAUGGCGGACAGGGUGAAUGUGUUGGAAAAACAACGUAAGGAGCUUCGGGACGACGUUGCGUACUUAAAAUCGCAGUCAAUGAGAAAUAAUUUGGUGUUCACCAAUGUUCCCGAAGAUAACUCUUCAGGAAACGAGCCAGCCGACGUCACCGAAAACAAACUUCGUAUGCACAUGCAGGAGACCCUCAAGAUCGCGAAAGAGACGGCUAAGUCUAUUCGCUUUGAGCGCGUCCACCGCUCCCCGGGACAACCAAGACAGGGUAAAGUGCGAAACAUCGUUGCAAAGUUUACAUUUUUCAAGGACAGGGAGGUAGUUCGGCGGGAGUGGAAACAUUUGGCUGGGACGGGAUGCCAAAUGUACGAACAGUUCCCACCGGAAGUGCUAGAUAAACGACGCAGGCUGGUACCCAUGAUGAAGGACGCCAGGAAAGAGGGCAAGCGAGCAUGGAUUGCGUAUGACACCCUGUACGUGGACGGCGAGCAGGUGCGGCUGUAUGGGCACGUUGGGGGCGAACUAUCCGUUCUCUCGUGGAACGUCCAUGGACUUACGAGGGAGAAAAAGGAGAGCAUUGAAUUUACUGCGACUCUCCGUGCACCCACUCCAUAUUCAGACUGGUAG